UCAAUACAAACCAUCACACAGAGGACAAACACUACCUGCAACAUGGAGUGAUGCUUUACAGGACCAAUAAUUGCUAGAUAAAAACAAUUAUUGAUUUAGUCUACAGCCAGGAAAACUAUUUGAAAACUAUUUGAAAUUUCCCAUUUUGUAGAUCACAUGCUAAAAAGCUACAGGUACCCAGUGGAGUGAAAUCAAGAGUGGGGUGACAUGAGCCCUCUUUGGCUGAUUGAUGACUAGACAUGUGGCUGUGUUCUGGACCAUCUGCUGUGGCUUAAUCCUGCUAGUUGGGAGGCCGGCCAACAGAGCAUUACAGUAGUCCAGUUUUGAGAUGACCAGAGCCUGGACCAGAAGCUGUGCAGCAUAUUCAGACAGGAAAGAACAGGAUGCUGUUUGGUCCAGGGUUGACUGCCCUUUUCCUAUGUGGAUUGUUUGCAUACACCAGCUGCGACUCCUGCAGGUGCGUGACUUUACCAUUUAAAGGCGUGAGGGUGGACUGUAACUCGCAGGGUUUGAGAACUGUCCCUCAACUUCCUACAAACAUCACAGAGCUGCUGCUGCAACACAACCUGCUGACCAGCAUCACUCCAGGACACUUUGACACGCUCCACAACCUGCGGCUACUUGACUUAUCUGGCAAUCCUUUCCACUGUGACUGCAGUAUCCAGUACUUAACACACUGGCUGAAGAGAAAUAAAGCGAUUUCUGUGAUGCCCGUGUGUGCCAGUCCUGCAGAACUCGCUCAUAGGUCCAUUGAUGGCCUCAGUGAUGCUGAUUUCUUCUCCUGUGUGUCUGAUAACUGCUCUGGAUGGAUGUAUAACACUGUGUUAUGUUUCAUGCUUUGUUUCCUCGUUGGUUUGCUGCUGUGGUGCCUGAAACUAGCCAGAAACUCGAUGUUUACUCUGGGAAUUGAUGAGAGACACUCUGGAUUUGAAGCUGAAUCGCUUCGGUCUCUCAAACCCAAACACAGAGUGAAGGCCAGACGCAGUAUUGUGUCAUUGAUGACAGGAAGUGAUGACAUAGACAAACCUUUAUUAAACAUGGACAUUCUGCCUCAGAUACUGGACGUCCUGCACAAGCAACACAACAUCAAGAUUAAAGUACCAUAAAGGACUGAACCACAUUCUGGGCUUGCUUUCAUCAUCUGUGUCUAAAUCAUAUACUUUAUCAAAAUUUGGCCUUAUUUCAAUUAUGUAAAUGUCAUGUAAAUGCAUUUACCUGAUUGCCAUAACCAGAUUAAUCCAGUAGUUUCUAGAAAUCUGAAUAAGGUUCUGAAUAAGCUCACAUGUGCCUGUAUAAAUCAGAGUUUUGGUGACAACACCUUAUUCAGAAUUUCUGCUGUAACUGAAUAUUCAUUUAUAUAUGUGCAUGUCCAAACAAAUGGGUCAUUCUGUGUGAUAUUAGCUAUAGACAGCUGUGAAAAUUCUAGCUGUUUAAGAAACAUAUUAGAGGAGAUAUAAUAUUUUUCAAACAUUAAAAGAAACAUCAUGGCCUACA
Myxocyprinus asiaticus (Chinese sucker) is the source of this 1494-nucleotide messenger RNA. It is a transcript of the gene gp9, whose product is annotated as glycoprotein IX (platelet). The record is from RefSeq and is a predicted model, not a curated record. The transcript has 3 exons. Gene Ontology annotation, molecular function: protein binding. NCBI's taxonomy places the organism in Eukaryota, Metazoa, Chordata, Actinopteri, Cypriniformes, Catostomidae. Bases 384 to 1106 code for a protein of 240 amino acids.